Molecule: messenger RNA, 1078 nt
Organism: Haplochromis burtoni (Burton's mouthbrooder)
Lineage: Eukaryota; Metazoa; Chordata; Actinopteri; Cichliformes; Cichlidae
Gene: marcksb
Product: myristoylated alanine-rich protein kinase C substrate b
Exons: 2
Coding region: 306-968 (220 amino acids)
Biological process (GO): central nervous system development; actin filament organization
Cellular component (GO): cytoplasm; actin filament bundle; plasma membrane
Molecular function (GO): actin filament binding; calmodulin binding
Source: RefSeq, a predicted model, not a curated record
AUUGCCCAUUCAUCAGCGGACUUGGGCGUUGUACUCCGCAUCUCAUUUGCGGCAGGGCCAAUUUCUCCAUUAAGGAACUCCGUUCGGGGAAAAAAAUCGAAAGAAUUCGCGUCUUUCGCACCUUAGCUACUUUUUCCUUGUGCAAGCGCUCGCACGUCCCUUUGUGGUCAUCGUGAUUCCGUGCUGAUUCCUCGGUUUCGGUUGCAGAAGGGGGAGUCGGCGUUUGACUUGAUUUUUCUGGGGAGGAAGCUUGCGGUCUUUGUUCAUUCAUUUCAUCGGUUGGGUCCCUUUGUUGGAACAAAAGCAUGGGAGCACAAAUCUCCAAAACCGCUGGAAAAGAGGAAGCCGCCGUGGAACAGCCAGCAGAAGGUGCAGCCGUUGCAGCAAAAACGAACGGACAGGAAAAUGGCCAUGCCAAGACCAACGGGGAUACUUCUCCUGCUACAGAGGAAGUCAACAAAGCCGAAGUGCAGGCCAAUGGAAGCACUCCUACUGAGGAGGCACCAAAAGAAGAAGGUGAAAAGGUAGAGGGUGCCGAAGCCAAUGGAGAGAAGGAGCCUGCCGCCACAAAUGGAGAAGCUUCUGCCAAACCUGAGGAAGGCACUCCAUCUACUAGCGAGGAUGGCAAGCAGAAGAAAAAGCGUUUCUCUUUCAAGAAACCGUCCUUCAAGCUCAGUGGCUUCUCUUUCAAGAAGACCAAGAAAGAGUCCGAAGAGGCGACAGAGGACGGUGCGGUGGCGGGAGCAGCAGCAGAACCAGCCGAAGGGGAGAAGGCGACAUCUGAGGCACCUACUGAAGAGGCCAAGCCAGAUGAGGCCGGCGAGGAAGCCAAGGAAGCUGCAGCUGAGGAGCCAAAGGCCGAGGAGGGGAAGGCAGAGGAAGCCGCAGGAGAGGAAAAGCCAGCUGAAGCUUCACCUACUGAGCCAGAAACGGCAGCCAGUCCAGAAGCUGCUGCUGCCGCCGAGUAAUCCUGCUGAACCAGACAACAGAAUGAAGGAGACAAUGUAGCCCAUCUGAAGGAAUGCGAGGACUUUGUCUAAAACCAGGGAUUUUUUUUUUUUUUGUUUUUGUUUUUUUU